GCUUUGACAGCUAAAAUUUGACAGCAAAAUUGUUGGUCAUUUUGUUUCGUAAAUUCUUGUACAAAAAACUUAAGCAUGGUUGAGGAGGGUAAUGAGUCGCCUGGGAAAGAUGAAAAUCCAGAAUCUAAAGAAGAGCCGAACAAAGGAACCGAAGAACCAAAAGAACAGCCUCCAGAAGGACCAGCUACAGAAGAGGAGAAAUCAGUCCGUAAGAAAAAAAAAGGAUCUCGGUCUGGUUCUAGGUUAACGCUCGAAGCCAGUGAAACCCAAGUCAAAAAAGAAGAAGCAAAAGAGGAAAAAGACACAGAGGAAAUCCAACCAGAAGCAGCCGAAACUGUGAAACCCGUUCCGGACGACGCACCCAAGCCAGACAAAAAGGGAAAAAAGAAGAAAGGGGAUAAAAAAGAAGAAAAAGCAAGCAAGAAGAAAGAUAAAGCAAGCGAGGAAAUUCAACCAGAAGCGGGUGGAGCUGGUGAAGAGAAUGCAAAUGAUGCAGAAGAAGCAGACAAAAAGGAAAUGGAGACAAAAGAGGAUAAAAAAGGCGAUAAAGCAAGCAAAAAGAAAGAUAAAGGGAAGAAGGAACCCGCUUCUGAGCCUGGCGAGAAAGAUAAAAAGAAGGACAAAAAGAAGAAAUCGGCAGAGGCUGAAAAAGAAGAAGGCCCACUACCGUCUCAAGAAAAAACUCUCGAAGACGCGUCUGGCAGUUUUCUCAAGGCAAAGUCUGUUUCUUCUAAAUCAAUAGACAAAGAUGCUUCGUCUUCUGCGGUAAAACUUGCUUUUUCUAAAUCCGUAGAUAUCGUUGGUUCAUCUUCUGCAGUAAAAACAGUUCCUUCUAAGUCUGUCGAAGUGACGAAAAGUGAAGAUUUGAAAGAAGAGCUGGCGAAAAGAGAGAGCAAGAAAAGUGUUACUAUAUCAGAAAUGAAGAUAGGCGUUGAGGGAUUGAAAACGGGAAUAAAGAAAAAAGGUAAGAAGAAGAAAGAAAAGAAAGUGAAAAAGACGUCUUCUUCAACCGAAGACGUAGGAAAAGUAGCAGAAAGUGAUCAAGGUAUUGCGGGAAAGCAAAAAAAGAAGAAAGGAAAACAAAAGAAAGGAGAAACGGUAAAGGAAGGCGCUGAGAAGGAAGUAAAAAUCAAAACACUUAAAAAAGAAUCGUCGAUUAAGUUAAAAAAGGGAGUAUCUAAAUCAGAUAGCAUUAUAAAGAAACUCAAGAGAUCUCAAUCAAACUUGGACCAGUUGAUGAGUCGGUUGUCUAUGCAUGCUGCAGAAAUGGAUGAACUCAGAAGGAUGUCCUCGAUGGGAAGACAAUCAUCAACGUGGACGCUCGCUGAGUCAAGUAGUACUGAGUCCUCAGAGGAAUCUGAAACAUCUGCAGUCGACAAAAGGAUCAGCUCGACCGGAGCGGUCAAAACAAAAAAGGGUAAAGGCAAAAAAGGUAAGAAAGGACAAAAGAAAAAAGAACCCGCUGAAGCGGAAGGCGAAGAAGGUGAACCCAAGAAGGAAAAGAAGAAAGGAAAAGGAAAAAAAGGAAAAGAAAAAGAGGAAAAAGAACCAGAACCAGAAGACGACGUCUUGGCAGAAAUAAACCGAAUGAAAUACUUAGCCACCCUAGCGGCUAGCGGACAAGAUCUUGCAGAAACUGCCGAAAGCAUCAAAGCUGCCUCCAUCAAACAGAAGAAGAAAAAAAAGAAGAAGAAGAAGAUAGUGGAACCCGAGCUGUCGAAGAAGGAGAAGCUCCGACUGGCGGCGGAACAAGCCGAGAAGGCCAAAAUCAGCGCUGAGGAGGCGGCGGCGAAGGCCGCCGAACUCGAGCGCAUCCGAUUGGCGGAGGAGCGCAAAGCGGCGAUUGAGAAGCAGAAAAAGGAGGGGUUCGAGCAGCAACUGCGAAUGGAGCAGCUGGAGAGCGCGUUCGAGCAGUUCGAGGACCUGGUGGCCUACGUCAACAAUAUGCGGGAGGCCGCGAAGAUACAAGCGGAUUGGGAGUUCUAUGUGAACUGUGGGCGGUUACCCAAUCCCAGCAAGUGCGACCAGAUGAACACUUUCUUGCACCUAUGGGAGAACGCGAUUCAGGAGACGUCCAUGGAGGAGGCGGCGCGAAAAACGGAGGACGUGCUAGAGCUUUUGGAAGAAUUGGAUGACUUGAUUGAUACGGCGAAGGCGAACGAUAGCGACAAGGUCGAGAACUGGAAAUGGGUUAGGUUACUAUUUCGAGUACAACAAGCCAAAAGUCUAGAUGUCGCCACUUACCGAUUGUUGAGAAACAUCGAGAAGAAUCUACACAGAAUUGACAUUCCCACUGCCGAUUAUAAGUAUCAGGAUGACAAUAUCGCUCUUUGUUUGUGGCUGCGGAUUCAACUCCCCACUCCUCUUCCGAACCCGAGGCGACCACCCAAGCCGCGUAUUGAAGUCCAGUUUCCCGAAAUGAAAAUGGAGGUUCAGUAUCCCCCAUCUAUUGACGGGGAAAAGAUGGCAGUUAGAGCACUGUAUGUCAAGUACGACCAUCUAAGUGAUCUCAGUGAAACGUAUGACAAGCCUCCAAUUCCAGAACAUUAUGAUAUGGAUUUGCACGAUGCGGUGAGAAGAGAAUGGAGGGAGAAAAUGCUUUAUAAAUACAAAAAUAGGAUCCGACCGCCCCCCCCAACAGUCGAGGAAGGGGCCGAAGGGGAAGGGACAGAGGAAGUAAAAGACGAAGUAUUUCCUGAUGAUCAAGAAAUUCCUACUGUUCCGUAUAGGAAGUUGGAACCAACAGCUAGCGAAUUUGUCAUCAACAACGAAGAGAAACUCUACAAAGAAACUCGCUCCGCUCUAAUCAAAACCGUCCCGGAUGACGUCAUCAACCUCCGCAAAUACAGCAUCAUAGGCGGCGUCUACUACCUAAAUCUCGUCCACCAACCCCCGCAACCCCAGGACUUCGUCACCCUAGAAAUGAACUUAACACCACUAUAUCUCCCCAAGGAACUCGAACUCGUCGACUUGUACCUCGACUACAGCCUCCCCGCGGUGCACGAGCCCAACGUACGCCGCCCCCCCGAAGAAAUCGAGGAAGAAAUGAAGAAACACGAGGAGGAACUCGAGAAACUAGUUCUAGUAACUUUGACGUGGCCUGAGCACGUCAUUUUCUUGGAACUACCAAUGGUGUGCUUCUGGGACGCCGAGCAACGGGUUUGGUCGAAGCAGGAAGUCCACGAUUUGAAGCACAACGAAGAGAAAGGGCAACUGAGUUUCAGGACGAGGAAGGGCGCCAUUUUUGGGUUGGCGGUGUACAGGUAUGCCAACCUGCCGUACCAAGCAUGGGAGAUGCGGCCUGAGGCGAAUGGUACGGUUUCGCUGCAGAUAACCGCGGCGAUUUUGAUGGUGGAGUUUAAUGUUAAAGAUGGGCUUAUAGCGUUGUCGCAGUUGCAAAAUAGCCCGAAUAACGCACUACAAGAUAUUAUAGGGACGUACUACGAGCUGCCUAAGUUGAUUAGGGUACUGCAAAGUGCUGGCGUUGAUGUUUUUCCCGCGUUUGACGCUUUCUGCUAUAUUGAAACCACGUGCGAAAAGCACUGGCCAAUGGAAAAAAAUCUCUAUUUCAAUAUGGCGCAGUUAGGUGUUUGUUUCAACUUUGCGUGGUCGCGCUGGAAUAUGCCUGUAGGUCGUCGCAGUGUGGUUUUCCAAAUGCGCGAAUACAACCCUGAAAAAACGAAACAAAAGAACCACCUCAUGUUACACGUGACUCCGCUCAACGCCAUCUAUGUGGACUGUACGGAAGUGAGUCAAAGCUUCAACGAAGAAGGCAUCGAGGGCAUGAAGUUCUAUCCAGACUUGUUUCAUUUGAUGAAGGGCACAUGCAGCAUGGCGCUGAAGGACAAAGUCUCCAAAGCCCCCAAAAAGCUGGUUUUUGCGUGCUACGAAUUGCUGGUGGCAACGAGAGUGGUCAGUUUUUCGUAACAACUGCGAAGAUUUUUGACAUUUGACCUGCUUAAGUGAUUUUAUCGAAUUUUUCACAUGAGAGUCAUGCAAUGUACGUAUGAUCUGUGUUUAUGCGACUAAAAUAAAUUGUUAUCGGUGUUCUGGUGGUGCGUUCUGGUUUAGUUGUUGAUAUUUUGUUCCACAAUCAAGAUGGGUGUGAAUUGGGCUACAGUUGGAACAAUUUUAGUACUGGUGGUGGCAACCCUGUGCGACGAUUUUUGUAAAUUUAGCGUCACUCACAAGCUGCCACAAGUGACGUGCUCAAACCAUCACGUGACCUCGGGAUGGGAAACCCAUAUACCUGCACACAACGUAGAAAAGCUUAUUUUUAAGAAUAUCACAGGCCCAUUGGACCUCUCGAACCUUACUUUAGACAGCUUAAAGUACCUGGUGGUCUCCCACAGCCGCAUUGACACAUUCACUCUAGGCCACUUCCCCCAACUGGUAUUUCUGACAAUUACCAAAAACAAAAAAUUCCCUAAUUUGACAGCAGAAACUCUCGCCCCCUCUACACACAUCAACUGGCUGUCCCUCAUCUCCAACAACCACGCACUCACACCAAACGCGUUCCAAAUUUUGGAAAACUUAACCUGGUUGCACAUACAGAACCAAAAAUUUGAACACCUCACCGGCGAGUUUUUCAAAAAUAGCACAAAACUGCACGAACUGUCCAUCAGGAGCUGUCAUUUGGAGCGAAUCGACGCCGAUGCUUUUGAUAACACAACCGACCUUGAGAUUUUAAGCGUCAAUUUUAAUAAGUUGCGGCAUUUUGAACUUGGUACUUUUAAACAUCUGCACAAACUCAAAAUUUUGGAAUUGCAUCAUAAUAAAUUUGUCGAUUUUAAUUUGGCGCAGUUUCAAGGGUUGGUAUCUUUGGAGGUUUUAGGGCUUCCGUCGAAUUUUCUGAUGAAUGUGUGUGCGCAUGAGUUGGUGGAAGUUUUUCCGAAGUUGCGGAAGAUGGAGGUGAAGAAGAAGGACGCGAGGCAUGGGGAUGUGAAAAAUUUGAUUAUGGAAUUGAGAGGGGAGGGGGUGGAUAUUAUCGGGACGCCGCACGACUGUCAUUCGAAAAUUAAUGGUUGUAAUCAUCCAUUUUAAACUAGUAGGGGAUGUUUAUUUAUGUUGUUAUUUAUAUUUUGUGAUAAAACUCUAGUAGGUUUUAAAAUAUUCGUUACGGUCCUGUAGUUUCAUAAGAUUAAGUCAUUGUCUGCUUUGUUUGACAAUUUUCUGCAAUAAAACUAGCACAGAUAUAGUA
This is a messenger RNA of Zophobas morio, 5200 nucleotides long. RefSeq names its product dynein axonemal intermediate chain 7-like. The transcript has 14 exons. The record is from RefSeq and is a predicted model, not a curated record. The coding region runs from base 76 to 3927 and encodes 1283 amino acids. Gene Ontology annotation, molecular function: beta-tubulin binding; microtubule binding. Gene Ontology annotation, cellular component: axoneme. Lineage: Eukaryota; Metazoa; Arthropoda; Insecta; Coleoptera; Tenebrionidae.